AUGCGUUUUUUUAAAACAUUGUUGCCAGUUGGGGAGCCACUUGAGGACGGAAGAAUUGAAGAGCAGGAAUCAGAUAGAUUCUCAGCACCACUUGAACUUUUAAAUGAUGGAGUGCCUUUAAAACAUGAGAGAACUGAACGCAGUACUGAAGAAGGCGAAGAGCAACUGGCACCAGUCACCAAAAAAUUGAAAAGAAGUGAAGAAACUGAUGUCCCAGAACAUACAGUCGAAACAACUGAACCAGGCAUAGCAAUUGGAGAAGAAGAAGCUAACGUCGAUGUAGUAGGAGACACAUUUCGCCUGGGGGAAUUGGAAGAUUUUCUUCAAGAUAUCGGAUAUCAAACUGAGGUAAUAGAAACAGAAUAUGAAUAUGAUUCUGAAAGAAGGAAGAAAUGCUCAGAACGCUUAAGAAAAAUUUGUGAUGAAUUCCAAAGUCCAGGCGAAAUACCCUUUGAUGAUAAUGGUGAUGAAGAUGAUGAAGAUGAAGAAGACGAUGAUAGUGAUGAUGGUGAUGAACCCAGUGAUUCCUCCGGUGAUUCUGAUGGAGAACUGAUUCCUGUUGAUAUGUGUGAUAUAUGUUGGGACAAUAAUUCUCCCGAACCCUUUUUAUUACGCCAUAAAAGAGUAGUUCAUGAAGAAGUAAAAUGGCCAGAGAAAACGAUCAAAUGCCCAUUUUGUGUAAAAUUAUUCCGAACAAAAACUGAAAUAGCAUGUCACCUUAUACGUAAACAUUCAAUUGACCCUACGCGUUUCUACGAUGAAUUUUUCAUUGAUCCAUUGAAAUUUGCAAAAGCGGAAAAUGUAUUUAAUAUGUCACAAAGAACAAGCCUUGUGGAAUAA
Messenger RNA from Dracunculus medinensis (Guinea worm), 840 nucleotides. NCBI's taxonomy places the organism in Eukaryota, Metazoa, Nematoda, Chromadorea, Rhabditida, Dracunculidae. The record is from the annotation of a GenBank genome assembly.